AACGCACCUGGAGAACGAUUAGGCCGGGGAGGUUUCCAGAGCCGGGCCAGGGCGGGGCUCAAAUGCCAGGCUGGGGAGUUGGCACCUUCUCCCGAGGGGGAUGGAGAAGGGUCUUGCCCUGGCGAGGGGCCUGGACAGAAUGUGCCAGGAAGAUCCCUCCAGCCACUCGGAGGGGAAGUGGAGGGGUCGGCUGUCCCCUCCGCGCCCGGUGGGAAGUCACUUCAGUUCUGGGUCCCCAUCCCCAUCCUUUCUGCGGAGGCUGUCGCCUGCGUGAAGAUGGCCCCGUCCCAUAAAGGCUGACCCAUGCAUUCCGAGUCUUGCAUUUAGUGAGCGCUGACGGUGUGUCUGUCCAGAAGCCGCGCUCUUCAUUGCUGCUGUCAGUCACUUUAUUUAUUUACCUACUUAUUUUGAGGCGGAGUCUUCCUCUUGUCACCCAGGCUGGAGUGCAAUGGCGCGAUCUCGGCUCAUUGCAACCUCCACCUCCUGGGUUCAAGCAAUUCUCCUGCCUCAGCCUCCCAAGUAGCUGGGAUUACAGGCACGCGCCACCACGCCCGGCUAAUUUUUGUAUUUUUAGUAGAGACGGGGUUUCACCAUGGCCAGGAUGGUCUUGAUCUCUUGACCACGUGAUCCGCCCACCUCAGCCUCCCAAAGUGCUGGGAUUACAGGCGUGAGCCACCGCGCCCGGCCUGUUAGUCACUUUCUUCCACCAACAUUGAUGGAGCACCUGCUGUGGGUCAGGCACUUUCUAGAUCUUCGACCCCCCAGAGGAGCUGGAGCGGAAGGUGUGGGAGCUGGCGAGGCUGGUCUGGCAGUCCUCCAACGUGGUGUUUCACACAGGGGCCGGCAUCAGCACCGCCUCUGGCAUCCCCGACUUCAGGGGUCCCCACGGAGUCUGGACCAUGGAGGAGCGGGGCCUGGCCCCCAAGUUUGACACCACCUUUGAGAGCGCACGGCCCACGCAGACCCACAUGGCGCUGGUGCAGCUGGAACGCGUGGGUCUCCUCCGCUUCCUGGUCAGCCAGAACGUGGACGGGCUCCAUGUGCGCUCCGGCUUCCCCAGAGACAAACUGGCAGAGCUUCAUGGGAAUAUGUUCGUGGAAGAAUGUGCCAAGUGUAAGACGCAGUACGUCCGGGACACGGUUGUGGGCAGCAUGGGCCUGAAGGCCACAGGUCGGCUCUGCACCGUGGCUAAGGCGAGGGGGCUGCGGGCCUGCAGGGGGGAGCUGAGGGACACCAUCCUAGACUGGGAGGACUCCCUACCGGACCGGGACCUGGCGCUUGCCGAUGAGGCCAGCAGGAACGCCGACCUGUCCAUCACCCUGGGUACGUCGCUGCAGAUCCGACCCAGUGGGAAUCUGCCGCUGGCCACCAAGCGCCGGGGAGGCCGCCUGGUCAUCGUCAACCUGCAGCCCACCAAGCACGACCGUCAUGCCGACCUCCGCAUCCAUGGCUACGUCGACGAAGUCAUGACCCGGCUCAUGAAGCACCUCGGGUUGGAGAUCCCCGCCUGGGACGGCCCCCGUGUGCUGGAGAGGGCGCUGCCGCCCCUGCCCCGCCCACCUGCCCCCAAGCUGGAGUCCAAGGAGGAAUCCCCCACCCGGAUCAACGGCUCUGUCCCCGCCAGCCCCAAGCAGGAGCCCUGUGCCCAGCACAACGGCUCAGAGCCCGACAGCCCCAAACGGGAGCGGCCCGCCAGCCCUGCACCCCACAGACCCCCAAAAAGAGUGAAGGCUGAGGCGGUCCCCAGCUGACCAGGGUGCUCGGGGAGGGCGGGGCUUUUUGUAGAAACCGUGGAUUCUUUUUCUCUCGUGGUCUCACUUUGUUACUUGUUUCUUUCCCCGGGAACCUCAGGGCUCUGAGAGCUGCGCUCCAGGGGUCACACCUGCCCUCCAAGGUCUCUCCCUGGGCUCCAGGAAGAAACCACACCCCGGGGCUGACAGCUAAGCCCCUGCUAUACCCCAGCCUCUGACUCAGGGUGUUGUUGGGAGGUGUGGCUGGGCCCUCCCUGGUCUCCAGUCUAAACAGGACUGACCUCCCUCUGCCCCCAGGGCUUCCCCUCUGGGCCCCCCACACCCCACCCACCUCUCCUCCACCGGCCUUGCAGGAGGGGAGACCCACUUCAAAGUGGGGGACACACCAGAGGCUGGCAUUGCCUUUGGAGCUGGAGGGAGGGAGACGUUGGUCCACCAGGCUUCUGGAAAAGUCUUCAAUGCAAUAAAAACUGAACUUCCUUCUUGCA
Molecule: messenger RNA, 2239 nt
Organism: Callithrix jacchus (white-tufted-ear marmoset)
Lineage: Eukaryota; Metazoa; Chordata; Mammalia; Primates; Cebidae
Source: RefSeq, a predicted model, not a curated record